Molecule: messenger RNA, 9458 nt
Organism: Xyrichtys novacula (pearly razorfish)
Lineage: Eukaryota; Metazoa; Chordata; Actinopteri; Labriformes; Labridae
Source: the annotation of a GenBank genome assembly
AGCAUUGGUGCGUGCGCGCGGACAGAAACAUUAAGGAAGAGGAUGCGGGCUGGUGGUGGAGGUGAGUAACGCGGUUUUUACUCACUUCAGAGUCACAUAUGUUCACGUUUCUGUGUGUUUAGGCGCAGAAAUGGCGUCUGAGCGGCGCGGUGUUUUAGCUGCUAGCUGUGACACGAAGUCUUUACUGUUUUAACGUUCACACAUGACAGUAAAACCGAAAGCAACAGGGUGGACGCGGCUGUUUUCACUCCCACAAGUUGGUGUGUGGAUUAAAGUUUAAACGGUGGAAGACGGUUCUUAUGUGGGAGACUGAAAACGGGAGUACUGACGGUUUAAUGUUAAAGGGUUUAUGGAGGCAGGGUAGUUAAAGAGCAACGGCUGGAAAUGCGACAAACACCGAGAAGAAGAAGAGAGAGACGGAGAGAGAGAGAGAGAGAGAGAGAGAGGGGCGUUUUUUUUGUUCUUUUACAGUGGGAGAAGCUGAUAUCAGGAGCUGAAAGUGAUAGCAGCGCUGUAGGAUGACAGAGGAGAGUCUAAUGACAGCUCUGAGUCAUUGGUUUAAAGGGCAGCUCAGUCACUUUAAUACGGUUAAAAAGAGAGAGAUUCAGUACAGAGGUAAAAAAGGGUUAAAGCUUUAUUAUACCCAUAAUUAUUGGAGACACAGUAGGAGGUGGUGGUGUGCUAAAGUUUGAUGUUUUAAAAAGUUUUCCUCCUACAUCUUGUCUCCAUUAAAAAACAUGAGGGGAGUAAAGUAGGGGAGAGUGGGGUAAGAUGAGCCGAAGGGUAAAGGUUAGGGUUAGGGCCAAAGGGUAAAGGUUAGGGUUAGGGUAAGGUGACCAGACGUCCCCGUAUUGGAUGACCUGUCCCCGAAAAUGUCCCUGAUUUAAGUGUUUCAUGAAUGAGAACAAAAAUGUUGUUUGAAGGCUAGAACAAUGGUUGUUUAGUAGCCGAAUGGGUAGGAAGCACAAGAAAGCAGUCCUGAACAACAGUUUUUACGGGGUACGGGGGUUAUUACAAGGGCGUGCGCUGCUACUAAAUUGUACAGAGAUGUUGUCUGUGAUGACGCAGCCAAUGGGCUACAACAUGAGGUCAAAAAACUAACAUUAAAGUCCACCAUUUUAUCUUAGAGGACUAAUAAAGUCAUCAUAGUAGUUCAGGGGUAGGGACGCACUGACCUGAUAUUUGGAUCGGAUAUCGGCUUUGAUAUUGACAAAUUAAUCGGAUCAGGUAUCGGAUGAAUGACGCCGAUCCAGCGUUCCGAUCCAGUCUUUUUUUCUUUUAAUUAAUUUUUUAUUUAAUCCAUGGAAGUCUUGCUUCUUUUUGCUGUGUGCUAAAGUGCAAUUUGUUAUUUGUUAAUAAAUAAUAUGAAGUAAACUUAUAUCUAUGUUAAUUUGUUACCUUUUUUAACAAGGCUAAUGUCAAGCCUGAUACCUUCACUCACAGGGCGAGGUAUACAGUUCAUUCAUUCAACAGUAGGAUUGGAUCGGUAUCAGAUAUCGGUCGAUACGCUCAGGUAUCGGUAACGUAUUGGAUCGGAAAAAAAUGGAUCAGUAUAUGAUCAAGAUGACAGCUCUGUUUACACUCAUUCUGUUGGUUUUAGGGAUGAACAACAUCCUGAAAUAUCUGCAGAUACACGAGUUAGAGACUAAACUAGGAUUGACUCGAUGCAGUGAUCCCAAAUAUGAAAAAUGGAUCAUCUUACCCCACUCUCCCCUACACCACCAACACCCACUCCAACUUCAACUUCCUGUUAAGUUGCCACAGUUGUAAUGUGUCUCACUAAUACUGCCUGAGAGCCACACCUGCAGCUGUGUUAGUAUAUUCACACAUACAACUGUUCUUACAUUACGCCAGACUAAACAUGUUAUAUCAUAUGAAAAAGUUUACAACUUGGAGUAAAGGGUCACACAAGAGAAAAGUAUGAGGAAAGAAUGAUUUCAGGUGUUUUCUGUGUUUGCAUUAGGCUUAUCCUGAAAAUACAGAUUAGUAUGAAUGUCUCAUAUCUGUCUGUAAGAAGCCUAAAACAUCUCUACAAUCUCACAUUAUACAAAAUGUCAAGAAAGGGAUUUUAUUUAAAACCACUGCUUUAUUUUUGGACUGUAAUAUUGUGUCCUAAUAAAGAUUUCACUGAAGACCACAGUUACCCAAAUAAACCCAGACUGUUUAUUUCAGUAGACUGUGUGAUCCAGUUUAAGAUAUAAAGAUGGCAAGUCUCUAUAAAUUAUAAUUUGCCUCGGAGGUGCAUGACGGACAGCUAUCUUAGGACGCAUUAUGAAAUAAGAAAAACAAACUCUACCCUGUGAAACCCUUUAUGAGGGGGAAAAUGUAGGAAAACUCUGGAAAAGCAACAAUGAAGGAUUCACUGUUCAGAAAGAUUUGACUUUAUAUUUCACAUUAUAAACUUGUAUGUCAUAAUUAAGCACUUUUUUCCUCAUUAUUUAACUAUUAAAAUCUCAGAAUUAGGACUCUGUACCUCCCAAUUCUGACAAUUGAUCUGUUUUCUUCAAACGACAACUUCUGAUAGGUUUGUUUUCUUCUUUUUUACCAGCAGAAUAAAUAAAUAUUCUCAGAUUAAUCCUGCUAACAACAAGUGUCUCUGUAUCCAAAGGCUGGUAUAGCUUAUUCCUCUGUGUUAAAGACCUCCAUUGUUGUCCAAAAUUGCAUCACUGUGAGAGCUACACUGUUGAACUCUGAAUCCCCGAAAAGCGCUCCGUUUGUGGCCGUUUGAGUGACGAAGGAGCUUUUCCAACAGAAAUAUAUCCGAGUUAGGAAACGGAAUUUUGCUGUUUUUGGUUUUUAACGCUUUAAAAAAAACAAUUUUACAUCUUUAGAAGUAACCAACAGUUCUAGUGCUUUAUAUACAAGAAAUAUUAGAAGGUUUUAUAGGUAUGGUAUACAGAGUUUUGUCAGAUUCAGCGUUUGUGGUUUAAGAGUAUAGUAUAUUGAAUUUCCCAUUGGGGGUUAAUAAAGUUCCUCUUCUUCUUCUUCCAGUUAUAGGGAUAUAUAUGUGAAUCCAGCUGCUGUCAUGAGACUCAAAGACUGCUGACUCUGACUCUCACAGUCAGACGUGUCGUUACUGUGAGAAGACCUCCAGUGUUUAUGAAUAUUACCAAAGCUAAUAGUGUCCUGGUUUCACUCUCAUCCUCAGGCUGUGGGUGUGUGCUCAGACUGAUGUCUCCGAACAACUGUGUUAAUGUUAAUGAACCUCACUUUGUAAACUCUGUUUCUUGUUGAUUUGAUGCUGACAUGAAAUUCAGGAACUUGAUGAGUGAAAGUGACUGUUUUUACAUUAAAUGUGACCUUUUUUUGUUGUUGUCUGUAUAACUACAGGAGAAGAGGACGUGUAGGCCAGGGCGUCUCUGCAGAGCUAGAGUAAGUUUUUAAUUUCAGCAGCAUGAAUGUAUUAAGAUUAAAAUUGUGUUUUAGUUUAUGUGGAUUUGUGUGUUUUCACUUUCAGCCUUUGUCAGUGAAAACGAGAACAGACUCUUGGAUUAAUCUGACAGAUAUGUUGAAGAAAGAGUCUUUUUUGUUGUUGUUGUUGUUUUUGUGUUUGUAUAUUGUUAAGUAAAAAGGGAACUCGCACAGAUCCAGUUCCUCUUCACAUAUUUUUGUGGCAGUGAUUUCUAACGUGUGUCUUCUUCUCAGCACGGUUCGCUUGUUUAGGUUUUAAAGUGUUUUUCUCAGACUGUGCUGAGACUUCAACCCUUGACCAAACAGAUAACACGACAGUAAUCAAUCAAAGCGAGAGAUGUGGUGGUUAGGGGGCUUCGUGUUUGCUCUUUAGGUGGUCUCUCUUCUUCGACAUGUUCAGAGCUCAUCACAUGUCCACUGUGUGAAGAUAUAAAGGGAGAUACAGAAACUCCUGACUCCUGGGUUUUAUUAGCCAGCCUGUCUCACUCUCUGUGACUCUCUCCCCGUCUCCAGAUAUGGAUUACAAGCUCGUGUUUGCAGCCUUGGAGACGGUAUGUGAAGACAACAUUUCUAUCUUGUGUGGGCCUUCUGAUUUGCCGUACGGUGCCGUUGCCACGCGCCUGGUCACGUGUAUGAGACAGAUUCAGGAGCACGGUCGAGCUCUGGAGCCCGUGGUCGCCAGCUUCGUCGCCGUCUACCACCACUAUGACUUUGAUGCACGCACACCGGGGAAUGGCUAUCGCACCCUGGUCAAGGUAAGACUGAGCGGAAGGAUGAUCUUUGUUUGAAUUUCUGUCUCAACAUUUCAUUUAAGACAAUAAAAUACAAGCUCUUACAUUUUUACCCUUAUGGACAUUUUUCCAGUUUCUCUUUUGAUUAUUUUCUUUGUGAAAACAAAAAUAGUGAAAUUCCUGGAUUUACUCACCAGUUUUAAAGAAUUCAACCCUUAUUUACUAGAAAACAACCAAAAAAAACAGCGUUCGUUUUAAGGGUUGCUUCUCAUUAGAGGAACGGUUUCCUAACCCUCAACAGUGACGGAUAUAUGAUCGAUCUCAUCUUUAUUCUUCGUGGUAGACUCCCUCCUUUUCCUCUCUUCCUCCAGGUCCUGCUGUCCUGUCUUCUGCACAUCGUUCACAAAGCCCGUUACAUCGCCUCGAACUACAACGGCGCCUUCUUCAGGGCGGACCACAACGCCACAGAGUUAGAGGCCUACUGCAGCGCUCUGUGCCAGCUACGCGCCCUGCUCUACCUCGCCCAGCGGCUGAUCAACGACAACGAGUGUGGCCAGCUGUACUCCCUGCAGGACGGGGACCUGAGCAGCAAGUUUGUGCAGGAGUACAGCUCCAUGCACAAAGCCUGUUUUUAUGGUCGCUGCCUGGGCUUUCAGGUCAGCGGGGGAAAAAAACAGAGCAGCUUUCUUCUAGUCAUGUUUAAAAAGUGUGAAAUUAACCUUUAGUCAGUGUUUAAAAGCUCUUCAAUCAUUCACUCUCUAUUCUAUUUUCACAGUUCUCACCAGCUCUACGUCCGUUCCUCCAGACCAUCGUCAUCAGCAUGGUUUCAUACGGGGAGACGUACGGUAAACAGCAGUCUGGUUUAGGUGAGUCUUGUUUUCUCCUCAUGGUCACGUGGUGUUUGGAUGUCGUGGUCACUGUUUUUUAAUCGCUCUUCCUCUCUCCAGGUAUGGCUGCCCUUUCUCUCCUCACUUCAGGGAAGUACGUCAUCGAUCCAGAGCUGCGGGGCGCCGAGUUUGAACGCAUCACGCAGAACCUGGACAUGCAGUUCUGGAAGUCCUUCUGGAACCUGACAGAGUCCGGCCUUAUAACAGUAGGCAGGGUCAAAUAUUACCUGAGCGGCUCUCAUUUUAGCUAAACUCGCUCAUGUUCAGGCAGCUCAAUCUCCUGAUCGUCCUUCUUUGUCCAGGGCUUCAACAGAAUAGCCUCCAGCCCCGUUCAGGUGAACUUGACUCUGACUGUACCUCCUGUCGCUCUGCGCCUCCCACUGGCAUCAGACCCUAACCUCACAGCCUCCGUGUCGCCUCCAUUAGCCCUCUGGGGCCCUGGGCCGGUCCACAUGCGCCUCAUCUCCCAUGAGAUUCGAGAAGGACAGGUGAGGCAUCAAGAACAGCAAGAAAGAUGCAAAAUUUUGUAUGAGACAGUCGGACAUUCAUUUCCAGUUUUGAAUAAAUAAACCCGAAAAGAUGAAUUUUUGUUGAGUUUUAUUAUAAACCUUAUAAACCUCGUCCUGAUGACUUUCUUCCUAGGACAGCGAAGACCUGCUGUCCUUAUCUCGCAGAGAUCCUCCUCCCAUCUCGGCCUCCCAGCUCCCGUGGGUGCAGAAGCAGCCUCUCUCCCCCUGGCUGAUCAUCCAUUUCCACGGAGGAGGCUUUGUGGCCCAGACCUCCAGGUCCCAUGAGGUAAAGUACAGAGUGUUAGAGUUACUAUUAAUCCUGUGAUCAGUGUUACAUAAACUCUUAGUUUUAUAAUGAUACCAAAAUAAAGUCAUCAGUCCAGGUUUUCCAGUCUUAAAGGGGGACAGUUUCAGAAUCUGCUGAGUCUCGUUUCUCUGUCCUACAAAUCAGAAUUAUCUCCGGACUUGGUCAAAGGAGCUGAGCGUCCCCAUCCUGUCUGUGGACUACUCUUUAUCGCCUGAAGCACCUUUUCCCAGAGCUCUGGAGGAAUGUUUCUACGCUUACUGCUGGGCUCUGAAGAACUGUCACCUGCUGGGUAUGUGCAUCAUCAUCAUCAUCAUCACCAUGUGUUACUCUUCUUUGCAAGAUUACAGGUUCGUGUCGACUUUAACAAAAAUAAACUGACAAACAAGUUUCAGUUGAAAAAAUGUUAAUGUAACAUUAACGGUUGUUUACAAAAUUCAGCAGUCAAAAAGAAGAGGAUUUAAUCUGUGCAAAUUUGCAUUUUUGAGUGUUGUAUAUAAAAAGUGAUUCCAUGGCAACAUGAGUGUCACUGUACAGCAUUGGCCAUUAUCUUCAUACAGAAGCUGCAGACAGCUGUUUGUACAGUAACCAGCAGAGUCUUCAUGUUUACAGUUGCUCCAUGUUCCCUUUGACAGAUGUAGAUAACACAUGUACAAAGUGUACCCGUUUGACGUUACUCUUUGUCCAGGUGGAGGAGCACAUGAUACACUGAUCGUGGAUAACUCUCACACACACACACUCUCACACACACACACACACACACACACACACACACAGACACACACACACACACACACACGCGCGCAUGUGGAAAUAAGUUAGUAAAGUGUUUUGAGUUAAAAGCUGAAAAUUUCUAUGAUUUAUUAUGUUUUCAUUUAUUAAAAAAAGGUGUUAAUUAGGGCCCGACAGAUUUAUCGGUGAGACGAUUAGAUCGGCCAAUUUUAGCCCGUUUGAGACUAAUCGGUAAUCGGCCAAAACUCGACGAUUAUCACUGAUAUUUUCAGGAAUCAAAUGCGGAGAAUAACAUUCGGUUUCACUUCGAAAACGUUCCGCCGUUUGAAAAGUUCCCCGACUUAUCCUGUAGAUGGCGCUACAGCGACCUCAAGACAAUCUUCAUCCAGUAACUACCUCACACUUGAAAACGCUUUUCUGGUCCGAGUUCGAUCAGUCGGUCUUUCUGUCGGCAUGAAGAGCAGUAACUUACAGUAUAUCUACAGUAUAUAGUCUACUGUAGAUAUCUAGAAUCAGUAAUCAGAUUUCCCCCCCCUAAUAAUCGGCGUCGGCCCUAAAUAAAUCCAUGUCGGUCGGGCCCUGGUGUUACAUAUUCACUGAUAAAGACUUAAAUGAAGUGAAUCGAUCAGGUGACAGGUCUGUGUCUGUGUGUGUGUCUGUGUCUGUGUCUCAGGCUCCACAGCAGAGCGGGUCUGUCUGGCAGGCGACAGCGCCGGAGGAAACCUCUGCAUCACCGUGUGCAUGAAGGCCAUGUCCAGCGGCAUCAGAGUCCCCAACGGCGUCAUGGUCGCCUACCCCGCCACCUUGCUCACCACGGACGCCUCGCCCUCCCGCCUGCUCACGCUCAUUGACCCGCUGCUGCCUUUAGGUGUCCUCGCUAAGUGCCUUAACGCCUAUGCAGGUAUGUGGGUGUGACCGGGUUAGAGAAGCGCCGCUUCAUGCCUCAUUUGAUGAUAGAGCACAUUCUGGCGCCACUUCAACAGAAAUCUGAAACUCCGAAGGAAGUUUGUGUGUAAACUUCAUAUUUUGGGAGAAACAGAAGACGGGAAACCAAAUCAAAUUUUCACUCCCUGAGUUAAAUGAAAAAUCCUGCUUUGUGAAUGCAGCAAUGUCAGAAAUGACAGCUGCUUGUUGCCAUGUGAACCGUGUAUUCAAACAGGAGCAGGUCAAAUGCUGGUGUACAUGGUGUAUUCUGUCCUUUUGUGAAUGUUGAGCGGUCGUCUCUUCACUCUCCAGUAUUUUAUCCUCGUCUGAUUCUCUGUUUUAGUCUCCUGAACAUGUUUGAUCUGGAUAAAUGUUGCUCUGAUUCAUUUCUUCACCUCUUGUCUGUGUCCUAUCAUCUUCCCCGCAGGUGCAGACUGUCAGUCAGUGCAGCCUGCUGUAGGAAGCGGCAGUCUAAGCGCUCUGGGCAGAGACACCGCUGUGCUGCUCAGCGAUCUCACCCAAGGAGCCUCCAACUGGAUCCAGUCCUUCCUGGAUCCCACGCGGACCUCAGGUGGAGCUCGUUCCUUGUCAUCAUCUCCGAGAAGGUCCCAGAGCAACACCGCUAACAAGACAGCGGCUCAGAGCUCUACACAGGACUGUGAAGAUCACAUGGAGUAUCCGGAGGGAUUUCAGCCGCUGCGCUCAGAGUGCCUGGCUUUCGUUCGCCCAACAACCUGCCCCAUCAUCAAGAACCCGUUUGUGUCACCGCUGCUGGCUCCAAAUAACCUGCUGAGAGGCCUGCCGCCUGUUCACAUCGUGGUGAGAGAAAAGAGGAGAGCUGGAGGAAACUGGGGGGGAUUUUCUAAAGAUAAUGACCUCAACUAUUUAACAUUCUUGUUUGUUACAUUUUUCACUCUGAAUCCAGCGUCAGUCAGGCUGUGCUCUGUUGAUGUAGAUUUGUUUUGUCUCUUCCCCCCACAGGCCUCCGCUCUGGACGCCUUACUGGACGACUCUGUGAUGUUUGCCAAGAAGCUCCGAGACAUGGGCCAGCCUGUGACUCUGACGGUGGUGGAGGAUCUGCCUCAUGGAUUCCUCAGCCUCUCGCAGCUCUCCAAGGAGACUGAGGUCGCCUCGGCAAUCUGUGUGGAGCAAAUGAGGAAGAUUUUCCAGCAAGAAGACCCGACGCCGUCUCUUCCCAGAUGGCCAGAGACUUACAUGAGCACCAACCACUCAGGAUGACAAGCUUAGGACUUCUUUUGAUGCUUUAAUGAGAAACAGACACCAUGACGAGGAGGUGUUAUGAUAUAGGAUAGAUGAUAUUAUGUGGAAGGGGGAAUGCAAUAAAUGUAAGGAAAGGGAAGAUUGUGAGGAUGCAACACUAAAAUAGGAAGAAACAGGGAUGCUGCACUUGAAACCUGUAAUGCACAACAAUUACUGCAGGCAGCAAUCAUUGAGAGAUUCACUAAACACUUCCCAGAAACAGGUCUAAUAUGACCUACAAAAGAAAAGAGUAUAUUUCAGCGGAGACGGUAAAAAGGAACAUUAAUAACUGAAGCUGUGGUGCCUUGAAUUCCACGUGCUGCUCUAAUCAGAAAGAAUAUUUUUGCUUACUACUUCAAACUGACCUGACACAAAAGUUUACUUGUACAGGAAAAUAUGUUUAUGCACUGUAAUAUUAUUAUUAUUAUUAUUAUUAUUAUUAUUAUUAUUAUUAUUAUUAUUAUUAUUAUUAUUAUUAUUAUAUUUUAUGAUGAAUUAACCUGUGGUCUGGUUUUGCUAGAUUGUCAUGUGUUUACAAUACAGUAUGUUGACAAGGAGGUCUUUGACUUGUAUUUUUCCAGCAGAAUGUAAAAGUUAGUGUUUAAAUAUAUUAUUAUACUGUAAAGUUUAAGAAUUUCUUAAAAUAACAAUUUACCUCUUGUUAUAUUUUAAGUCUGAAUUAAAUCAAACUGGAAAGUUU